Messenger RNA from Fusarium coffeatum, 3003 nucleotides. RefSeq lists its product as uncharacterized. Bases 1 to 3003 code for a protein of 1000 amino acids. Gene Ontology annotation, molecular function: NAD binding; glyoxylate reductase (NADPH) activity; hydroxypyruvate reductase [NAD(P)H] activity. Gene Ontology annotation, cellular component: cytosol. The transcript has 10 exons. NCBI's taxonomy places the organism in Eukaryota, Fungi, Ascomycota, Sordariomycetes, Hypocreales, Nectriaceae. The record is from RefSeq and is a predicted model, not a curated record.
AUGUUGCCUAUCACGACCUGCUUCGUUGCGGGAUCUCAGUAUCUUCUUCAUCCCGUGAAACUGGGUACGAUCCAAGAAACCAUCAAACCGGAUGCUCUUAUUCCAGUCACGCUUCUAACCACGGAGGAAAUCUUUGGUGAUCUUGAGGGUGUACUGCGCCUCUUCGACACUGUUGAUGAUGUGUUUAAUCCAGAAUUUGGGUCUAUUCUGGUUGAAAAGACUGGAAACGACACUAACAAUGUUCUGACCGACGCGCGACUGACCUACCAUAUGGACCUCAUUAAUACCCUGGAGGGCCUUUCCGAGCUACCAUCUGGUCCUUACUUUCUCCAUGGCCCAAACCUUCAUCAGGCCUGGAGACUGUAUGACGAUGAAUAUGGAGCCUUCACUGUUGGCAUUAUCCCUGAUGAUGUUGAUCAACCAAAAGAAUAUCAACCCGUUACUUCUUCUUCCGUGAGAGGAGAUUCUGUGACAGUUCCUGUUCCUUCUCGACUUUACUACCCUAAGCCGUCGCUCCGGAAGCCAUUGUCUGGUGUUCGUGUCUCUUUGAGCGACACAAUAUCGUUGAAGGGUACUCAUACUACAUUUUCCAGUCGUGCAUGGAAAUCUCUCUACAAAGAUCCCGCAGACAAGACAAUCCUCACUGCUCAGAAGUUGGUGGACCAAGGAGCGAUCAUUGUGGGAAAGACCAAGACAACACAGUUCGGGACGGGCGCAGAAUGGGUCGAUGAACAGGCUCCGUGGAGUUCACGAGGUGACGGAUACCAACGAAUACAAGGUGCCUCUGUUGGUGCUGCUUCAGCUAUAAUCGGAUACGAAUGGUUGGACCACAGUGUCGGAGUUGAUGAUGACACAAUCCCAACGGAAAACGGCAUUUACUCUUUAGUUCACACUACAAGCUUACCGCCAUUUGGUAUCGCGACGCUCUCCAAGUAUGACGGAGCGAGAUUCUUUUCCCGAAGCCUGAAAGGAUUGCUUGAUUUCGCACCAAGUCAAGAGACCGAAGCAGAUAAAGACAAACCCCCUUCGAGGAUAAUUAUCCCCACGGACUUGUUGAUGGCCGAUCAGUACCAAAAGAUAGCUAUGGUUGGGUUUGCUUUAACCUUGGAAGAGCUUUCAGGCACCAAAGUCGAAUAUAUUGAAAUAAGUGAUGUCUGGGAUAAGGACCCUCCGGUCGAAGCGCCAACAGAGACUAUGCAGGAAUACAUGAGCAACGCACCGUUCCGGUCAUGGUGUUACGAAUACACCGGUCGUCUUGAUGAGUUCAGAACCGAGUAUCGACAAAAGUUUCACAAGGAGCCCUUUGUUGAGAAUACUGUGAAAAAUAUCUUGGACACAUGCGGAGACAGAACGGAGGAAGAACACCACGAGGAUGAAAAACGACUCGAGAUAUACCGGGAGUGGUUUCAUGACAAAGUCAUGAGCAUUUCGACUGCUCCUAAUGCCAACGAGAACUCCAUUGUGGUCCUACCAUGCGGCGACAACCAUGUCAAAUAUCGACAUGACCUUUUUUACGAAGCGCCUUCCUUUGACUGGAACAUCACUUCUUCAACAUUAGCGCCAGUGUUGGGGGCAACCGUAUUAUCGUUUCCAGUCGCGCAGAUACCUUACGAAUCCCACGUCACCAAGACGCAUGAAUACCUCCCGCUUUGUGUCUCAGUUCUCAGUCUGCACGGUGAUGACAAGUCAGUUAUUCGAUGGGUCGAAAAGGUUUUACAAAAACACAAAGUUCCGACAAAGGUCGAGGUUGGACGAACGGCAUUUCCAGUCAAAGAGUCAGACCACUCUCUCAAACACUCACAGGAUUCCUUGCUGGUUCAAGGAAGCUGGUUCCUUACGAUGGCGGAACCAGCCAACACACCAGUGCCGGCUUCUACACCCCGAGCUACAUCUCCUGCUCCUCAACAGACCUUGUUCUCCCAGUCUGGAUCAUUUCUCUCACCCAAGUUAUCUAUGCCCCCUUCGAAACCCCGAGUUCUACAUAUCGGAGAUCCUAUCAAAUACAACCCAGAGACUUAUCUCCGCUUCAGUAUCCAGUGUGAGAUUUUGAGACCUUCUACUGAAGAACGUCAGCGACCAGAGUUUAUCAAGGCUCUUAAAGAAAAGCGAUGGGGUGAAUUCGAUGCCAUAUUUCGGCCCUUCUGGGGAACCGGUGGCGAAAUGGGAAAAUGGGAUGCUGAGUUGAUCGAUCUUCUGCCAGAAAGUGUUAAAGUGUUUGCAAGUGCAGGCGCCGGGUUCGACUGGGCUGAUACAAAGCUUUUGGGUGAACGAGGGAUCAUUUAUUGCAACUCUGGUCUCGCAGCCGCUGAAGCUGUCGCCGACUUUGCUAUGGCUGGCAUCAUCUCUACUUUCCGUGUUCUACCAUGGUGUAUCUCCUCCGCUAUGUCGGGAGACGAGGAAGCCUUCAGCACAAACCAUCGAGAUGCCACAAUGCAAUCACACAAUCUCCGCAACAAGGCUCUUGGGCUUAUCGGGUUUGGCAACAUUGGUCAGCAAAUCGCCGCUCGAGCUCAUCACGGUUUCGGUAUGGACAUUCACUACUACGAUAUCCUUCCAAAGCCUUCUUCAGUUGUUGCUCCUUUGCGAGCUACACAUCAUGAGACUCUUGAGAGUUUGCUACGCCGAUGCGACUGUGUUGUGCUGUGUACGCCAGCAGGUGAUGGUACGCUCAUCAACGCAACUACACUGCCACUCUUCAAGCAAGGAUCACGCUUUGUCAACAUUGCGCGUGGUAGUCUUGUGGAUGAAGACGCACUGGUCGCUGCUUUGCGGGAUGGAACUAUAUCCAGUGCAGCUCUCGACGUUCAUGCCAACGAGCCAAAGAUCCACCCUGGCCUCAUGGAACUUGCAAAGGAGGGCCGUGUUCUUCUGACAUGCCAUAACGCUGGUGGAACUGUUGAUACGCACAAAGGGUUUGAGGAGUUGAGCAUGCGAAACAUCAUGGCUGUACUCAGCGGCGGAGAGGCUAUCACGCCUGUCAAUCUGCAAUUUCUGAAGAAGUAA